Penaeus vannamei (Pacific white shrimp) is the source of this 1196-nucleotide messenger RNA. The record is from RefSeq and is a predicted model, not a curated record. NCBI's taxonomy places the organism in Eukaryota, Metazoa, Arthropoda, Malacostraca, Decapoda, Penaeidae.
CUCUCUCUCUCUCCCUCUCUCCGCCCCGCCCCCAGUUCUUCUACUUCGGCGAGGUCCUGCAGAAGGCGCGGGGCAUGAGCAGCUGGAGCGACUCCCUGAGGGCGGUGUUCUACGGGCCCGGCUGGGUCCCCGGGGCGCCUCGCCUGGGGGACCCCGACGCCUUCCCGGACGUCAAGGCCCCCCGAGCCAAGUACGACCCCCAGGUGCCCCUGUGGAACGUGUGGUACUGCAUAGUGCACCUGUUCCUCGCUCUGGUGUUCCAGCAGCUGCUUCACGCGCGGGUUAUGGUAUUCCCUUGGUACACGACCGCCGCCUACCUCUUCUUCAUCUUCCUGACGGUGGGCUGUGUGGGCGGCAUGCAGGACGGGUCUUGGUGGGCGCCGUACUUAGAGACGCUUCGAUGUUUUCUCUACGUUCUCUACGCCCACCACGCCCACGUCACGCCCUAUCCAGUGGUAGAUGGUGCUCUGGUCGCGUGUUUUCUGCUCGGGUUUUUCGUCUGGUUGAGACACGACCUCGAGGGUGUUGUGGGCGGGACUACGAGCCUAAAAUCCGAACGGAAAUUGGUAAAAUCUGGAUGAAAUUUGGGUUGUUUCUGUUCUGGUUGUUUGGUGGGGUUUAAUUGGUUUAAAUCGUUUGGUUGUGUGGGAGUUUAGGGGAAAGGUUUUUGUGCGUGGGGUUGCGAGCCUAAAAUACGAGUGUGAUUUGGGUAAAAUCGGGUAAAUUUUUUUUUUUCCUGUUGUUUAUUUGUUUAUUUGGAUUCAAUGGUAUGGUUGUUUUGAAGUUUAAGGGAAAGGUAUUGUGCGUGGUACUACGAGCCUAAAAUUGGAGUGAAAUUUGGCUUACGGUUGGGUAAAUUUUGGGUUUAAAUGGUUUUGUUUCUGUGGAAGUUUAAGGGAAAAUUUUUUGUGCGUGGGGUUACGAGCCUAAAAUCGGAAUGAAAAUUGGUGAAGUUAGACAAAUAUUAAGUUCUUUUCCUGGUCGUUUAGUGUCGUUUGAAUAAUACAGUUGUGUGGAGAUGUUUAUAUCGAUGGUUAUUUCCAGAUUCUUAUGCGUGGGUUUACGAGCCUAAAAAUGAAAAUUGGUCGUCGGUUGGAUAUAUUUUAGGUUAUUUUCUGGUUGUAACGCCUUAAUCUGUUAUAGAUGGCGUUGUAAUGCUGCAUUUCGUUCUCGUUUGUUCGAGUGGUUGAGUCGAG